This is a messenger RNA of Malaya genurostris, 5700 nucleotides long. RefSeq lists its product as uncharacterized. The transcript has 5 exons. Bases 1218 to 4466 code for a protein of 1082 amino acids. Lineage: Eukaryota; Metazoa; Arthropoda; Insecta; Diptera; Culicidae. The record is from RefSeq and is a predicted model, not a curated record.
ACCGCGUAAGAGGUGUCUCCGCGUCGGCUUCUGAGGCUACCUCUGUCGGACCAGGAGAAUCCAUAUUGUCGUGGUCGUUCGUUAUUGCUUGUUAAUUACAACGCUAAUGCAAUUUGUGCACUGCUGUUUCGUGAAGAACUGAACUAGCUGGCUGCCACAGUUGGCGGAUUUCUUUCUGCCCAAAGGUACAAACGAGAACCAUUCACUCGAUCAAAGAACAGUUUGCUUUUACGUUGUGUGAAAGUGGUAGAUUCAGGUUUUACUCGGUGUCUAUUGGAAAAAGUGAAACGUUACGAAGUUGUGUUUUGAAGCAGUGAGUAAACUUUUAGGACGUUCAAACAAGUAACCGAUCGUUUCCAGCCCUGUUUGUCAUGUGAUAUAAAUAUUGAGGAUAAAAUUCAAGAAAGGAAUGAAAAUAAGUGUGAAAUAGAAAAAAAAUUGUCUCUAGUCGGAUAAAAGUAAGAAAUUAAAUGAAACAAUUUUUUGAAGCUAUAUUUUAACUGUGGUUGAUGUGAUAAAGCAGUGUCUCGUGCGUACGGAGUUUUGCUUUAUGCAAUCUCUGGACGUUCGUUUCGAAUGGUGCGUGGCUGCUGGCGAAGAAUCGGAAAUGAGAAUGCAAUCUGUAGUGCAGUGAUCUUGGCUCGUAUCCACACAUUUCAACGCUGGUCAGUUAGUGGUCUGGGUUGGAUGACUCGUGCAGCGGGCAGUUAAGUGGGCACUUGGUACGGGGUACGAGGAUACACAACGGGCUGAUGUGGACCUCUACACAGAACAACUUGUGUCGUGGGCACCAACCGUGAUCGUAGUUCGUUUUUCUUUAACAUCAACAACAGCAGCGGCUCGGAGUAGGAAAAUAAAACGUACGAAGAGCCCGACUGAGUUCUUCUGGAUGUGUGACCACGGUGCUGAAGCGAAAAACAUUGAAAUGGUUAAGCUUGAAUAGAUCGAGCGAACGUGAGCAGCAGAACGAUUUAUCAUUACCGGGUGUCCACAGUUCGAGGCUGAACUUGUGAAUGGAAUUAGAAUGCACGUUGUUAUGCGGUAUUGUCAGUUCAACGGAAUUGUGCUACGUGUGCCGCAACAGUUGGCCAGCAAGGUCCAAGGCGACGAAAGCAAAAGUGUGUGAAUCGAUGUGAUAUGAAUGUGGAGUGCGUUUAAGUCGAACAUAACGAAAUGCGGUUACGUGUGCCUAGUCCUUUGCGAAACAACGAACAAUCAUGUUUGGUGCGUCCAGUGUACAGACUCAGCAUUUCGUUAGCUAUUCGAGUGGUAUCGGCAACAGCACUGCGGAAGAACGCCGUCCAGCUUUGAAGCCGGACGGUUCAUUUCGAAAGCAACGAAGCGGUACUGAAAUCGGAAGCAGCAUGAAAUGGAACAGUUCCAAUUCCAGUCUGAGCAGUGCUAACGAAAGAAAAAGCACGAUUGCGACUGAGGUUGAAGCGAAGGUGACGAAUGGCACGUAUGACACCAUGAACGACGAUAGCUGUUCUAUAUCUACGACGACGGAGCUACGCAACCCGGAUGCCAGCUCCGACGGGGACGAUCGCAGUGUUAUCACCGGAGGAACGUUACCCAUUCGGAAAGCCACCAGCGGGAAUCACCUGGUCCCGGGUGCUGGUAGUAAGAAACGUCGCUCGGCGUCUACACUGGAGGGAGUCAUCAGUACCAAGCAUCAUCUGAAACUAGUCAGCAAAGAGUUGGAAUGGGAGCGCAAGUUUCGCGAUGAUCAGCUUUCGAGAUUGUUGAAAGCGUUGAUCUAUUUCGAGGCGCGGCUUCAGAGCGAGCAACGGCUGAUUCGGCAGCAACUGCACGAGAAAGAUGACGUGAUCAACCGGCAGAACUGUACGAUCAAUCGUAUGAAACGGAAGCUGGGUGUGGAUACCGAGUCCGAUAUAGAUCUGCCAGAGGUGGCGCAGUAUUGUCCCAAGUGUCGGAGAAGUUAUUAUGGAAAUGAGGUUAGGUGCAGUGGGACGCAAACCGGCGAAUAUCGGGGGGACGGUGAAGAGAGUGUAAAUACAGAGAACCUCUCGCUGAACAGCGUGGAGUAUGCCUCGUCGAGCGAGGAGCAGGACUCGUCGCUGUACGUACGUGCCAAUUCGUUCAAGGAUGCCCGCCGGAGCCGCAAGUAUACCAGCAAACGGUCCUACCAGAGCUAUCAGCGUCCGUCACGGCAAAGCAGCUUCAAAAGUACAACCAGCAGCAGCAUCAACGGAGGCGGCAAGCUACCGGGUCUUAGUCUGAGCGGUGGUUCGACGGGCGACAACAACGAAACAUACGAGAACAUCGAACCAAAUAAGAAUGUGCCUAAAAUUGUGAUUUAUGAGAAUUACGAAAGCGAUAAGGAAAACAGUAAAGAGUACAAGGGACGGGAUGCUAGCAACUACGAUGUCGUGGAGCCAUCGUACUCGAACAGGAUGAAUUCGUUGCAUGGACUCAAGCAAAUUACCAGAAUCGAUGAAGGGGAGAGUGCCGAUGAUGGGCGAUCCACGGAUCCUUUGAAAGAAACUGACGAAGAAAGUCUUCUGUACGAAGGAAAUCAGACUGGAAAGAGUGCCAAUGGUAAUCAGCAGAAGUAUACGGAAGGAAUGGAAAUGAAGCAGACGAUUGAGACGAGUGACGAUUGGUAUGCGAGUGCCAGUGAUAUGGAGGAUUCGGAUACGGCAUUGGGGAAGCCGUACAGUAACGCGGCUGUGAAUCCUGUCCUGGAGUGUGUUAAUCAGAUACUUCUUCAACAAUCGAUGGACGGCUUUGGAGAGAAUAAGGAAUUGACCAACGAGAACGAGGAGGAUAUGUAUAUAAAAGCCCAGGAUCCGCAAAAAGAACCGUCUCAAGUGCGAUUGAAAAGGGUUCAUUUUUCCACUCAAAACAGUAUGGUGCAAGUUCCACGAAUCAACUUGGAGUCUUCUCCGGUGCAUCGAAAAGAUGAAAAAUCUUCGCCAACAUAUGAGAUUCAGAGUAUCUACAGUAACGAGUACGAACCGAUUGGGUCGGAACAAAAUUCCUAUUCGAACUACUACGUCGACAUGGAGUCCAAGCUGGGAUCGGAAGACCGUGAACGAGAGUUGGCCGCUGCGGAAAAGCGAAAAAUACCACCAGCAUUACCUCCGAAACCGGCCAAUUUGCUCAAGCUUCAGCAGAUAUCCAAACAACGAAUGAUACAAAUUAAGCCUAAAAGUUCCUCCGGCAACAGCGACAUUGCCGAGUCGGAACCUGAUUACUGUUCCAUCAGUGAGAUUCAGGACUCCGUGAAAUGUGUUCAGAUUGUCGCAGAGAUUCACAAGGAAUCGUGCGAGGACGACUAUUCAGUAGUCGAUGAAGAGUUGGAGGAAACCGAAAGCAAGAAAAGUAUCGAUCCGGAGGAGUCGUUUGCGGAUGUUCCAAAGCUUCCUAAUGUAGCGGAAAUUGUGCCUCCAAAGAAAGAGCCACUGACAAAGUUCAUUAGUCAGGAUAACUACAUAACGAAGUCGCACAAUGGAACACCAGUAAAAAAUACACCAACAAAGAAGGACGGUGAAUUCCGUGAGCAACUGUCGGAAAUCAUAGCAGAGAUUAAUAAGCAGUCACCGGCGAUCCGGAAUGCCUCCAAGAAACAUGUCCCCGUUAAAGAAAUGGGAUUUCGGAAUGUUAGUAAUAUUCCCACCUUAGGAAUUCCGGCUAAACUAAAAACUGCAGAAAAGAUAAGCUUUUUAAGCAAAUUAAAUUCCGGAUCAACGACGAAUCUGAGUAUGAAUGCGAAGUUGAACGGGUCGCUACCAAGACCGAAUCGAGCCAUGGUGUUCAAAACCAACUCACCGGUUAAGCCAAUAAGUACAAAUUUAAAUUCAUUGGUUCCGACUAGUCCGAAUAAAUCCGGAUCGUUCAUUCCGAAUCUAAAGUCUUCGAACGCGCAAAACAUCCAGAAUGGCAACUCCCCGAAAACGUCCCCGGCCAAAAAAUCACCUGCUCCGCUCAUCAUCGCCGAAGACAGCAAAUUGCCCAUUCAAGCUGAAUUUGAUUGGUACAAUUUGGAUGCUGAGUAUGGGAAACCAAACCAGCCGGACAUAAUCGUAGAGACGGAUCCGGGAAAACCGUCCGAUCAGCCAACCAACGGCCUAGAGGAGAAACCAGUCGAUGACGCUAACUCGACGACCAACGGUCACAGUUCCGAAGCAAGCGGAAGCGAUCUGGAGAAUGUUGAGUACAAUUUGGAUGAGGCCUACAAAACGAUGGCCCCGAUUGUGCCACCACCGGAUAUCAUUCAGAAGAACUCGAUGACGCCCAAGAAUGGGAAAAUUCCCUUCAACAGCAUAUCGUUCAAGGAGCUGAUGACGUUGAACGAGACACCUAAGAUUGAGAAAAGCAAGCCAUCCUCUACGGAGACCACGAAUGGAAACUAUGAACACUUUUUGGAUGAUUCGGGUCUUUGCUCGAAACCGAUUAUACUGCCAAGGAAGAAGAGGGUGUACUAUUCCGGUCCGUUUGUUUAGGGAUCGGAAUUUACCGUGCGGUCGAUUGAGUAUCAUUGUUUCGGAUAGUUAACUAGCUUGCUUAAUUUUCCCAUUAAUUAAUUGGAUUGAAUUGAAAUCAUGCUGACUCUAGGGAAAAAAGCGCAUCCCGUUCAGUUGUCCCGGUCGUUUGUUCAGCGAAUUGGAAAAUAUAACUACCUAAUCUGACAAUAUUUAUACUGAAUUCGAUGGCAAGUGUUUAAAUGUGUGGAAUUAAUUGUAUCGGUAAUAAUUUUCAAUCUAUGAAUAUUUUAUCGCUUUUGAAAAAGUGCAUUUCGAGUUGGAAUUAGAUAGGAUACAAUUGCAUUAUGGAACUAAUAUCGAUCAUCGAUAUUCGGCCAUCCGUGGCUUGGAGCGUUGUUGUCUGUGCUGAAUACGCAAUGCUACUAAUUUGGGUUUAGCAGCACCACAGAAAUUAAAUUUUCAUGAAAUUAAAUAUAUGUUUUCAUAGAUAUUAUCCCCGUGGUGCUCAGAUUCUCCAGAGCUGAAUCUAGUCCCUAAUUAAUUUAACGUCUGGUUUCGAUUUCAAGUUACAUUCCCUUGUCAUAUUUUGCGCUAAAUCUAAAAUGAACGAUAGCUCUUCUUGCUUUUAAUUUCUAUGUACUUGAUUUCAUUUGUUGUGAAAUUUAAUUAAUAAUUUUUUUUCUUUUUUGAGCUUUGUUUACAUCUGCUCAAAGAAAGGUUGCAUUUGUUAGAUGUAACGUGAAAAAUUGAAUUUUUAAUCGCAGUAUAACACUGCGCAGAGUUACAUUUUCCGAUCAUGAGAUUAUUACUGAACAUUACAGUACAAUACUUAUUUGAGAUUGUUCUUGUGUUUCCACAAAUCGCUUUCCUAUGUUUAUGAUCCGAUCUGGAAGCACUCAGAGUCAAUUUUCUGUAACCGAUUUCCUGUAAAGUAACGACAAACUCUAAGCCAUACCGUAAUGCAAAAAGCUAGGACAACUUGAAUAGUUUUUUUAUUUAAAUUGUGUUUCUCUUAAAUCAUGCAACGAAUCAACUUAAUUGCCAACUGGAUAUAGGAUUCUCUUAAUGACAUAAUGAAUUGAAUUAUUAUUAGCUGUAGUGACUAUACUUAAACAACGAAUCGUAGACUAAUUCGAGUAUAUAGAUUAUCUUGUAUAGAUGCCACAUUGUAGGAAUGAUAGGUAAAAUUUGUAGAGAGGAAUGAAAAAUACUGUUCAAUGUAAUAAAUGAUAAAAUGCGAAAUCGAUAUUUA